This is a messenger RNA of Dracunculus medinensis (Guinea worm), 1827 nucleotides long. The record is from the annotation of a GenBank genome assembly. Lineage: Eukaryota; Metazoa; Nematoda; Chromadorea; Rhabditida; Dracunculidae.
AUGCCCGAAAUAAAAGUUGUGCCUCUUGGAGCUGGACAAGAUGUUGGUCGUAGUUGUAUCUUAGUGUCGCUCGGUGGAAAGAAUAUCAUGUUGGAUUGUGGAAUGCAUAUGGGUUAUCAGGAUGAAAGGAAAUUCCCGGAUUUUUCAUUUAUUAGUGGUGGUGGACCUUUAACAGAUUAUUUGGAUUGCGUAAUCAUAUCACAUUUUCACUUAGAUCAUUGUGGAUCUUUGCCGCAUAUGAGUGAAGUUGUUGGUUAUGAUGGGCCCAUUUAUAUGACAUAUCCAACAAAGGCAAUUGUGCCUGUCUUAUUGGAAGAUUACCGCAAAAUUGAAACUGAAGUAAAAGGUAAUUCAAAAUUCUUCACAUCUCAAAUGAUUAAAAAUUGCAUGCAAAAGGUAACAGCUGUUAAUUUGCAUGAAAAAAUUGAUGUUGAUAGUAAAUUGUCUAUUAGAGCUUUCUAUGCGGGUCAUGUACUUGGUGCUGCGAUGUUCCAUAUUACUGUUGGCUCCGAAAGUUUACUUUAUACUGGCGAUUUUAAUUCAACUCCUGAUCGACAUUUGGGUGCAGCUCGUGUGGAACCUGGAUUAAAGCCUGAUUUACUAAUAUCUGAAAGUACUUAUGCAACAACUAUCAGAGAUUCCAAGCGUGCUCGUGAACGGCAUUUUUUGAAGAAAGUGCACGACUGCAUGGAAAAUGGCGGAAAAGUGAAUUCUUUCAUGAAUUUUAAUUUUGAUUUUUUUUUUAAUUUUAUUUUCGCUUUGGGUCGAGCUCAAGAGCUUUGCAUACUUCUGGAGUCAUACUGGGAACGUAUGAAUCUCACUUAUCCCAUAUUUUUCUCGCAAGGUCUUGCAGAAAAGGCCAAUCAGUAUUAUCGAUUAUUCAUAAAUUGGACAAAUGAGAAGAUAAAGCGAACUUUUGUUGAUCGAAAUAUGUUUGAUUUCAAACAUAUAAGGCCUUAUGAUAAUGCUUCGGGAGAUUUACCUGGCCCAAUGGUACUUUUUAGCACACCAGGUAUGCUACAUAGUGGGCAGUCAUUACGAGUCUUCAAAAGAUGGUGUUCUGAUGAAAAAAAUAUGGUGAUUAUGCCUGGUUUUUGUGUCGCUGGAACAGUUGGUGCGAAGGUAAUUGCUGGCAUGAGGAAAAUUGAUAUCGAUGGAAAAUCGUACGAAAUUAAAUUGGCAGUGGAAUAUAUGUCGUUUAGUGCCCAUGCAGAUGCAAAAGGAAUAAUGCAGCUUAUCCGUGAUUGUCAACCUAAAAAUGUUAUGUUUGUGCAUGGUGAAGAUUUAAAAAUGGAAUUUUUGAAAGAAAAAGUUGAAAAAGAAUUCAAAUUAAAAGUAUUUAAACCAGCAAACGGAGAAACAGCGAUUAUUGAAACUCCUUUGAAUGUAUAUAUAAAAGUGCCAUCUGAAUUGAUAGAAAAAACUAUUUCAUAUAGUCCUUCACCAUGCAAACGCUUUUGUCCUUUUAAUGCCUAUUUUACUAUGGAAAAACGAUCCAAUCAACUUGAGGUAAUAUCAGCUGAAACAGCUGCAAAACAGCUUGGAGUUAACAUACAUACAAUCUCAUUCAGUGAAAUAAUAGAAAUGGAACAUAUUAAUUGGGAAGAAAUAGCAAAUAAAUUACGCAAAUUCGAUCUAAAUUUGCAGCUUAAGGAAGAUGGAAUUGAAUUAUUUUCGGGCGAAAUAGUUGUUUGUUCAGUAGAUGGAAAAGCUCAUCAAGUAGAAUUAAUCUGGGAUGAAAUAAGAGAUGAAUGGUACGAUCUUAUCGUCAAAGCGAUAAAGGAGAAGGACAAUAAAGGGCCAUUUUUUGUAAAAAAAAUUUCAUAG